CUGUUCGGCGAUGUGAUAAUAAUUUUGGUUUUUUUUACACAACACGUUUAGCGCAAAACAAAAUCCUGCAUUUGUGAAUAAAAAUCUAUAUAAAAUAGCAAAGAUGUCCGUGCUGCCCAACGCCGGAAACAAUGAAUCGCCGGUGACGGCGCCCAAAAUGUUUGGCGAUCCGGAUUUGGAUCGCAUGGCGAUGGAGUACGUCGGAAACAUGCAGCGCUACCGCGAGAACAUCAUAAUCCCCAAGGGCAACGGCCCGGUGAAGAUCAAGACCAACGAGGAGAAGUUCAUCGAAACGGUGGUGGAGAGCUGUGGAUUCAAAUGCACCAUGGCCUGUGUGAUGGGCUAUGGCUUGGGUGCAGCUUUGGGUUUGUUCAGCGCCUCCGUUAAUCCCAACAUGGCCGAUCCCUUCGCGAAUGAGAAGAAGCAGACGGCCAGGGAAGUGUUCCGCGAAAUGCGCUCCACCACCCACUCCUACGCGAAGAAUUUCGCGCUCAUCGGCUGUGUGUUCUCCGCCGUGGAGUGCACCAUCGAGAGCCAUCGGGGCGUCACGGACUGGAAGAAUGGCACCUACGCCGGAGGCAUCACUGGCGGACUGAUUGGAUUGCGUGCUGGCGUUAAGGCGGGCAUCAUCGGCGGCCUGGGAUUCGCCGCCUUCUCCACGGCCAUCGACUACUACAUGCAUUCUAGAUAGGCUCAUAUUCUUCGGUUCCCUUGUUUCGUAGUAAAUGUUUGUUUCUAACUAACGACUA
Drosophila mauritiana is the source of this 749-nucleotide messenger RNA. RefSeq names its product mitochondrial import inner membrane translocase subunit Tim22. The coding region runs from base 104 to 691 and encodes 195 amino acids. The record is from RefSeq and is a predicted model, not a curated record. NCBI's taxonomy places the organism in Eukaryota, Metazoa, Arthropoda, Insecta, Diptera, Drosophilidae. Gene Ontology annotation, cellular component: TIM22 mitochondrial import inner membrane insertion complex. Gene Ontology annotation, molecular function: transmembrane protein transporter activity. Gene Ontology annotation, biological process: protein insertion into mitochondrial inner membrane. The transcript is spliced from 3 exons.